Messenger RNA from Podospora anserina S mat+, 2646 nucleotides. RefSeq lists its product as uncharacterized. Gene Ontology annotation, biological process: proteolysis; glutathione catabolic process. Lineage: Eukaryota; Fungi; Ascomycota; Sordariomycetes; Sordariales; Podosporaceae. The transcript has 2 exons. Gene Ontology annotation, molecular function: protein binding; peptidase activity. The record is from RefSeq and is a predicted model, not a curated record. The coding region runs from base 1 to 2646 and encodes 881 amino acids.
AUGGCUUCGCUCCAAAGCCGUGAGCUUGACGACAGUUGCCCUGAUGCCGCUCCCGAUCAGCUCCAAGAGCUCAGACACGAUGGCUCGGUUCUCGCCCUGGCCGUAUCCGACAAGUACAUUUUCGCUGGCACCAGCAAGGGGGAGAUUGCCGUAUGGUCGCUAGGCACCUUCCAGCCAGUGCAGACAAUACAAGCCCACAAGCGCAGCGUGCUCUGCCUGCUGUUAGCUGACGACUUCAAGUACCUGUUCUCGACAGCCUGCGAGCCCAUCAUCAAUGUCUGGUGCCCCCGAACGUUUACACGCCUCUACGAGAUCUACAGCACAUACGAUGUCGGUGAUGUGUUCAGUGUCGCAUAUUCGCCACAACGAGAAAUCGUAUACGUUGGCACACAAACACAGGACAUCCAGUGGAUCAGCCUGAAGGACCCAGAGCGAAAGUCCUCCCACGAAUCGGCCCACCAUCCCGAUCGACGACAACAUAGAUUCUUUGACUCCCGCGCGGUUGGCGGGACAUCAACACCUCGACGGACCGAGGAAUUUUAUGCCUUAAUACCCAAGGCCGAACAGGUGCUAGAGAUUGACUCGGGUGCGAUUCGACAGUAUGCGCACUACGGCUGGGUGUUCUGCAUGCUGGUGGCCAAGGGCCCAACGGUUCUGGUCGAUUCGGAUGAAGAGGUCUUGAUAUCGGGUGGAGGCGACGGGACCAUCAAGCUGUGGAAGUUGUGUGAUACCGGGCCGGACUACGAGGACGGUAAUGUUGUUACAGGCGACAUUGAGGAAUUGAUGGUUCUCGGCGAGGAUGAUAGUGAGUCCGUCAUGUCGCUUGCCAUUGAUGGGUCCUUCUUGUACGCCGGCAAGCUGGGCGGUAUCAUCGAGCUAUGGGAUCUGGACACGAAGCAGAAGUUGAGGGUCAUCAAGGCCCAUGACGGGAACGUCAAUGUUCUCAAGAUGAGCUUUGGGCUUCUCUGGAGUGGAGGAACUGGUGGUUCUGCCUCGAAACACAGCACAGUUCAUUAUGGUAGAGACACCAACGGUGCGGCGCAGAACAUUAGUCAAAAGUACCAGUGCCUGAGUCGAUGGAAGGCUCACGACGCCAAGAUCCUGUCUUCUGCCACAGUCGUUCACAACAGCGAUCAGCUAUUCCUCACUGGUGCCAAUGACAACACGGUCCGUGUUUGGCGUGUUAACGGCAUGCCAUCCCAGACCGAGGACGGCACAGGGCCAGCUGAGGAUAUGAUGAUCCAAUCGCUGCGGGAGUUCAUCUCUUACAAGACUGUCUCGUCCCGGCCUGAAUUCACCGAGGACUGCCGCAAAGGUGCCACCUUCCUCGGGUCUCUGUUCAAGCGACUGGGCGCUCAAGUGGAAAUGCUCAGCACCGGCUCCUUGCACAAUCCCGUGGUGUACGCCAAGUUCAGCGGCAAGCUGGAACCAGCGGAGAAGCGCAAGAGGAUUCUGUUCUACGGUCACUACGAUGUUGUCCCUGCGGAUAUGAAGGGGGACAACUGGCAGACUGAUCCGUUCAAAUUGUCUGGGCGAGAUGGCUAUCUCUAUGGACGCGGUGUGAGCGACAACAAGGGACCCAUUAUUGCUGCCCUGUAUGCCGUCUCGGACCUGCUGCAAGAGAAGGCUCUCGACUCGGACAUCAUCUUCGUCAUCGAGGGUGAGGAAGAAUCCGGUUCGCGAGGAUUUGCUGAAGCCAUCCAUGACAACAAGGAACUCAUCGGGCAUAUCGACUACGUCCUGUUGGCAAACAGUUACUGGUUAGACGACGAGGUUCCCUGCCUGACAUAUGGCCUUCGUGGUGUACUUCAUGCUACCGUCUGCAUUGACUCCAAGCACCCUGAUCUCCACUCUGGUGUUGAUGGCAGCAAUAUGUUGUCGGAGCCGCUGACCGAUUUGACGCUGCUUGUCAGCAAACUCAAGGACCGCAAGAACCACGUCAACAUUCCAGGUUUCUACGACGGCAUUCUUCCCCUGACCAAGGAGGAGGACCUUCGGUAUGAUGACAUUGCCAACAUCCUCAUCCGACGGAAUCCAGCAAACGGCCCUAUUGAAGCUCUCAAGCGCAGUCUCAUGGCGAGAUGGCGCGAGCCCAACCUGACAAUCCACAGAUAUAACGUAUCUGGACCAGACGGCAGCUUAAUCAGCAGCCACGCCACGGCCAAUGUCAGUAUCAGACUGGUCCCCGGCCAGGAGGUGGACGAGGUGAUCAAGAACCUCAAGUCAUUCCUCAGGGAAGAGUACGAGCAAUUCGAGAGUGACAAUACCCUCACCAUCAGGAUCGACAACAAGGCCGAGCCAUGGCUUGGUGUGCCUGGAAACUACAUCUUCCGAACCCUGGAAGAGGCAGUCAUGAGGGCCUGGGGGCCAACGGCAUCCGAAGACAGCAACAACGGUGUCUCUGUCGCGUUGCCACCCAAUGGAACCAACGACGAAACUGCGCCAAAGACACGGAAGCCUCUGUAUAUUCGUGAGGGUGGUUCUAUCCCACCGAUUCGGUUCUUGGAGAAGGAGUUUAACGCUCCGGCGGCUCAUUUGCCCUGUGGUCAAGCGAGUGACGCGGCACAUUUGGAUAACGAGAGGUUGAGGGUGGUGAAUUUACAAAAGAGCAGAGAGAUCUUUAGCACCGUGUUCCGCAAGUUGUAG